Molecule: messenger RNA, 2925 nt
Organism: Podarcis muralis (Common wall lizard)
Lineage: Eukaryota; Metazoa; Chordata; Lepidosauria; Squamata; Lacertidae
Source: RefSeq, a predicted model, not a curated record
UUACUUCACUUAUUUUAAAACGUGGCAAGUGUAUCUGGGCCCUCCUGCUCCUUCUGCCAAGUGUGGCCCUGGCCUGAGGGUUCAUCCACCCUCCUUCUUGUUCCAUGCAUAGAAAACAUAGGAGAAAAUAGGUCCCAUGCCUAGAAAGCACAGGUCUGAAAGGUUUUCAGUUUCUCCUGUGCUUUCUAGGCAUGGGUCAAAGCAGUUUUUUGUUUGCCCCACUGCUUUCCCCAGGAAAACCCACUGAAUUAGGAACAAAUGUCAAUCCUCAGAAAAACCAAUCGAUCUUUUCCCUGAUUCAGCUACAAACAGCAAGCAGAAGUGUGGGUGACCCCCAAGUGGGUCUGUGGGGCCGAGUCUGCCCUAAAGUGCUUCCCUGAUGGCAUUACGGAUAGGAGGAGGGGAAGAGUCAGGGGUCCAAAGCAUAAAAUGAAAAAGAAUUCAUUUUCUGCACCCUGAACAAAAUGGAUGUGGUGGAACGUUCAGACAAAGAUCAAAGCUAUCACUUAUUAACCAAUCAAUGGCAAAUUUAUGAUAGCUGAUAAAAAGACCUGUUCAGGAAAAACAUGGAUUUGUUUUAUACAGUUAUAAAUAUAUGCCAAAUGCCUGGUUUUUUCUUUUCAUUAUUGAAAAAGAGCAGUUUAUGUUUGGGGUGAGAUGAGGUGGUGAGCAAAUGGGUGUUUUGUUAGGAGGAGAGAAGAUGGAGGGGGAGAAGGAAGCUGAGCUCUCCCCGCAGAAGAAAAGAACAGUUGCUGGUUGUCGUCACAGCAGUACAAAGUGCACAGCCUUUGCCCCUCCAUAAGCAGGACAGGAGAAAGAACGGCUGGGGGAAGAAGAAGGAAAGGUAACCCCAGAAUUUUUCUUGAUCGACCACACCAUCUCCCUGCCCACAAGAGAAGCUAGUCUGGGGGCACUUGUUCCCCUCCUAAGUUCAUUCACAUCCUGCUGCCUCUCAUCUCAACAAAGCCACAGAUUCUUCCUCUAUCAUGGCCUCAUCCUCAUCCACGGAUGUGGGAGAAGAAGCCACAUGCCCCAUAUGCAUGGAGUAUCUGACAGACCCUGUGACCUUGGACUGUGGCCACAACUUCUGCCGGGACUGCAUUGUAAAGUAUUUUGACACAUGGGAACCAAUGCAGGUGGGGGACUUGGAGUGUCCCGUCUGCAAAGCCCGGAUGCAGAGAGGGAGUUUCCGCUCCAAUUGGCAGCUGGCCAAUAUAGUGGAAAAAAUAAAAUUCAUAUCACCAAAUAAAGGGGGAAAGGAUCUGUGUAAGAGACACAGGGAAAAACUCCACUUGUUCUGCAAAGAAGAUGAAGAAUUGGUGUGUUUCGUUUGUGAGCGAUCCCCAGAACAUAAAUCACACACUGUGGUUCUCAAGGAAGAGGUUGCCCAGGAAUACAAGACACUCAUCUGUGAUCGCCUGGAGGAUUUGAAGAGAGAGAGAGAGAAAAUUAUGGCUUAUGAAGCAGAAGUAGGAGAAGAAAGCAACAGCCUGCUUAAAUUAACAGAAAGUCAGAGGCAGGAUACACUGGAGAGGUUCAAACAAUUGCACCAGUUUCUGGAUGAACAAGAAAAGCGUCUGCUGAAUGAAAUAGAAGAGAUGGAGAAGGAGAUCACAAUAAGAAGGGAGGAGCACCUGGCUAGACUCUCAGAGGAACUCUCCUCUCUUGAAAGGAGCAUCUGGGAGAUGGAGGAGAAGAGUCAGCAGCCAGCGAGUGAACUCCUGCAGGAUAUUAGAAGAACUUUGCAGAGGUGUGAGCGAAGUGGGACAUCUGAAAAUCCACUCACUUUCUCACUAGAAUUGAAGAGGGAGAUCUCAAAAUUCAGGGCUGCUAAUCCUAUUCUAUAUGUUGGGAUGGAAAAAAUAAAAGAUGCUCUGUUAUCCGGACUGCUUCAGAAAGCAAAUGUCACUCUGGAUCCAGACACAGCCCAUCCCUGCCUCAUCCUGUCCGAGGAUCAGAAAAGCGUGAGAUGCGGAGACAAAGAGCAAGACUUGCCCAACAAACUUGAGAGAUUCAAUUCCUGGCCUUGUGUGUUGGGAUAUGAGGGAUUCACAGCAGGAAGACAUUUCUGGGAAGUCACUGUAAAUGAGGGAGAGAGGUGGACUUUGGGGGUCGCCAGGAAGUCUGUGCAGAGAAAGGGCUUCUUCCCCUUAAGGCCUGAGGGAGGGGUCUGGGUUGUGGGGAAGUGGUUUGGUGAGUACAGGGCCUUCACAUCCCCUGAUUACUUUCCUCUGUCCCUGAGUGAGGAGCCCAGGAGGAUCCGAGUGACUCUGGACUAUGAAGAGGGCUAUGUGUCUCUUUCUAAUGCUGACUCAGGGGCUGAACUCCACACAUUCUCAGGAGCCUUGUUCUUUGGGGAGACCCUCCUCCCUUUCUUUUGUCUGUGGGGAAAUGAAACCCACCUCAGGAUCUCCUGUUAAGAAUAGAAUUGAUGUCUUUGCAGAUGCCCUGUGAGAGGAGUCAUUCCAGCCACACUCGGAGGUAACAACAAAACAAAUAGGAAUUUUCUUUUCCCUUCCCUUUUCCAGAAUUUCCUAUGCAGUGGAGUCCUAUAAAGAGAGGGAAACACUUUAACCGUCCCAGUAAACAACCUAUUCCUCAAAAUGAUUCACCCGCCCCCCCCCCUGCAAUCCUGGUUCUGUUGUUCACCUUUUUCUCAUGACAAGACCUCUGCCAGCUGUUAAAAUGCCCACAUGAUGGCAUUGAUAGAUCACUGGAGAACAAUCCUUCCACCCACUUUGCAACUAAAGCUCAUAGCCUUGUGGAUCUCAGGCAGGAAGGAAAUAAGACUGUCUGUGUUAAGUUGUGGUGAGGCCCCAACUUCCAACCCUUUGCAAAUGCAGCCUCCCCAUCUCCACACUUCCUCAGAAAGAAAUCUCACUGAAUUCAGAGAUGAUGGGAGUUGUAGUCCAGCAACUUGGCUAU